CGUGCUGUACGCCCCUCCUCCACUUGGGCACGCUAUAAUCGCCACUAUGGCCGCAACAAAAUUAACUGGGGCUCCCUAGGAAAGCCUGCCUUGUUUACUGCAAUAUUUUGCAUCUUCACUACUGUCUCCACGCCGUAUGUGAUGCAACUACCUGUUUUAUCCUACUUCAAGUCACAUCCUAAGGCAAUAGUUCACGCCAUUAUUGGUUUAAAUGUGGCUGGAUUUUUAGCCUGGAGAAGUCCUCUCACGUCAAGAUACAUGUCACGUUUCGGUCUUCUAAUGAAAGAUAAUAUCAGAACUCAAUGGGCUUUGUUGGGCUCAGCGUUCUCCCAUCAAGACCCAUUCCAUCUAUUGUUCAACAUGCUCAUGCUCUAUUCCUUCGGAACUUCCUUUGCCAUGUCCAUUGGAUCGUCUAAUUUUCUAACCAUGUACCUCAAUUCGGCUGUCAUAUCCUCUUUUAUUUCAAUAGCCAUUCCAACAAUAAUGAGAACUUCCUUGUCAGUGGCUUCUUUGGGAGCUUCGGGGGCGCUUUUCGGGGUCUUUGGAGCUUUUUCUUACCUUGCUCCUAAAGCGCCUGUCGCCUUGUUCUUUCUCCCAGUCCCGGGAGGUGCCUGGUUUUUAUUCUUGGGAUCCCUUGCUAUCAAUGCUGUGGGGAUUGCAUUCAAAUGGGGGCGUUAUGACUAUGCGGCUCACCUUGGUGGAGGUUUAGCAGGAGCUGCUUACGGUUGGUAUUUAUCAAAGCUUCGCGAAUCUAGAAUCAGAUCACGG
This is a messenger RNA of Metschnikowia bicuspidata var. bicuspidata NRRL YB-4993, 768 nucleotides long. RefSeq names its product rhomboid protease. The annotation marks the transcript as partial. The record is from RefSeq and is a predicted model, not a curated record. Gene Ontology annotation, cellular component: membrane. NCBI's taxonomy places the organism in Eukaryota, Fungi, Ascomycota, Pichiomycetes, Serinales, Metschnikowiaceae. The transcript has a single exon. Gene Ontology annotation, molecular function: serine-type endopeptidase activity.